This is a messenger RNA of Chiroxiphia lanceolata (lance-tailed manakin), 7560 nucleotides long. RefSeq names its product MIER family member 2 (gene MIER2). Gene Ontology annotation, biological process: negative regulation of transcription by RNA polymerase II. Bases 3418 to 5250 code for a protein of 610 amino acids. Gene Ontology annotation, molecular function: transcription corepressor activity; histone deacetylase binding. The record is from RefSeq and is a predicted model, not a curated record. The transcript has 13 exons. Lineage: Eukaryota; Metazoa; Chordata; Aves; Passeriformes; Pipridae. Gene Ontology annotation, cellular component: nucleoplasm.
AGCCCCGAGGCUGUGGUCCAGCAGGGCCCGACAGCGGUGGUGUGGGGUGGCUGGAGCCGGGAUCAGGGGUGCGAAGGUGUUCAGAAGGGCUCGCGGAGCCUGGAAGCGAGAGAGGCCUGGGCAGUGGGAGAGCACGGAGGUCGGGGCCGUUGUAGGGGCAGAGCGCUGGGAAAGGUGGUGGGAACAGUUGGUCUGGGUGGCCAGGAUGGUUCUCACCACCUCGAUGAGGGGGCCAGGCAGGGACCCCCCACUGCCUCCCCCGUUGCCACAUCGUGUUUUGUCUUGGUACCUUGUGCCAAAACGUUUCUGACGUUGUUCUGCCACACUUAGAGCUGGUGAUGCCAUUCUUCAUCGAACCUUGUCGUGUUCCUCAAAUAUCCUUGACCUGUCGUAGUGGUUGUUGUGACACAUCCACACUUCAUUUCCACCGUGAUACCCUCAUGGUGACCAUGACAUGGAAUAAGGGUACUGGGAAGACAUUGAGGUAGCUGGCUGCUCUGUGGCAGGAUUUUGAAUCUCUCUGGGGGCAGGGCUUCAUUUCUAGGAUAUUUCAGUGUUAUGAAUGAGGAAGGUGGUGUCUGGUCUGUCAACUCAUCCACCACACUUUGGCCUUUGGCAGAGCACUAAGGCUGCUGCAUUUGUUUGUGCCAGUGUUACUUGGGCACGUUGUUGGGCCAAAGUGCUGCCCCGGCACCUUCCACCUCUGUGGCUCACACAGGUCUGUCCUGGGGACAUCCAGGAGCUGUCACUGGUGAGGUUUGGCCGUGGAGCAUCUCUGCUGUGACACUGUGCAGGGCCCUGACUGGGGCCCUGAUCUUCCUGAGCAGUGUGGGAGGUGGCCUGUGUGUCAUGUCAUCUGUUCAUUCUUUGCUCUUUCAGAUGCAUAACUUGCAGGACGAAUCUGGUUCCAUCUGUGCUACUUCUCUCUGGCUACAGCUCGAGUUUGUAGAAAAUGGCCCCAUGUCAAGGAGUGUGGACAAGGCAAAGGAACCAGGAAUGCUUCUCACUGAGUUUUGAAAUACGUGUUAGACGGGCUCAGGAAACCACAUUAGUUAUUAAGGAAUAACAAUGGAAAGAGAAGACUCUUUUUCCUCAUUUUUUUUCGGGAGUGGUUUCAGCCUGGAGGGUUUUCUCUGGGGAAGCACAAUUGGCCUUGCACUGGAAAAUGGCUUUGUCAGUGCAGAAAGCUCAGGCUCUGCCUCUGCCCAUGUUUCCUAAACCAGGGCUGAGCUUUGUUCCAUGUGCUCAAAACCUUGAGUCCACAGGUAGGGAGGGAGUGCUGGAGUCAUCCAGAAAUACAAACACGAGAGUGAAUAAUUGAUCAAGCUCUGUGUAACUUCUGAGAGGAAAGUUACUCUUAUGCCUGAGCACCAUAAACUAGCAGGAAGAAAGCAGUGCUGGGGAUGGUAGGAAUUUAAUUUCUCUUUUUUCCCCUCAAGAUUAAAUGCCCCAUGGGUGUAGGAGCCAGUUUCCAGCAUCACAGUGCAGUGUCAGAAUAACUGGAGUUCCUUGCUGUGACCUUUCACGGUGAUUGAAUCGAUCACCAGCAGUAAGAGCAGUGAUGCCUGGCCCAGAACCACUCUCAGUGUGUUUCUGGUUCAUGCCAUGUUGUUGCAUUUCCACCUCCUGUGUGAUACUUGCACUUGAAGUGUCAGACUGCACUUACCUUCAGACAAAGUAACUCCACAUUGUAUGGCAUCGCCAGUCAGUGCAAUCAGGAAUAUUCUUUCUGUCAUCAUUAAGUUUUUGAGCCAGACCUACCUUUCUGUCCUAUUCCUUUGACUUUGACUCUUGUUUCUGUGGUCUUCUGGAUUUGUAAGUAAUCUGAGGGGUUGUUCAGUUUCACGUUUAUUUAAAUUUGGGCAUGGAAGGGGCCAUUUGCUUUGUCUGUCACUUGUUUUCUCAGCCCCAGCACAGCAGUGCUGGUUAUUCUGUGGUGGCUCCAGCUCAUGGCAUUCCCAUUUGUUCUAGUGCUCCACUACUGCUUCAGAGAAAUAAACUCGGGAUGGGUAACAAAUUGUCACACUGUCAUAGUGGCUGUUCCUCUUUAUUUCAGCACGUGGUCAUUAAUAGGAGAUCUCAUCAUUCCUGAAGUAUUCUUGACACCUUUUCAAGCCAGCCCAUCCAUGCCAACAGCUUCAGUCCUUGUUUUCAGAGGCCUUUGCAUGCAGUGACUUAGUGAUCCCUGGGCAGGGAGGUGCCAUCGAUCGAUGGAUCAUUGUCUGAGCAAAGGGAGUUCUGCAGAUCGCCCAAGACCAGAGGGAGUAAGGGUAGACCACACCCUUUCCAUGAAACCACAGUUGCUUGCUUGGGAGGAUUCAUCCAACAGGGAUAGUUGGUCACGUUGCAGCAAAGCCCAACAAAGGCACACGGACACUUUCCCAAGUUAUGGAGACAUUUCCCAGUAUAACCAUCCUCAGAAUGGAGGCUGUCUGAAUCCUUCCUGUGCCCUUCUCCUUUCAUCAUCCUGUAACUCUUCCUCUUGUUCAUGGGCACAUGUUGCUGGGCUCUCUCUGGAGCCAGAGUGGUCUCCGUGGGGGUUAUCUGCUGGUAGUAAUCAGGCACUUGAGGACAGUGAGUCGCAGUGUAUGCCCCAUAUGGGCUGGAGGCAUCUUCUUCAUUGUUACGGAAUUUGCAGUCUGUAUGUUGAUAGCUGAAGGCAGUAACUUGGAACCCACAGUCUGUUGUGGCUUUUUUGAUAUAUACUUUGCUUUACUGCUAGAGGAUAAAUUCUAAUGUGAAGCUGUACUUUGUUUUCAUGUUAAGUAAGUUGUAAAAGCCUUGUAUGGAAGCAUUGUAGGUGUCCUGGCUCCCACUGAGUGAGUGAGGAGUGAUGGUGCACAGCUGAGAUUGUUAAUGGCUAAGAAUCAUACAGAGAUGUCAUUGGUGACUGGGGGACUGACACUGGGAUUUUCUUCCACAGUUGGGUGCUCUCAGUCACGCAAAAGCUUUGGUUGUUUACCUGCUUGCUCCCUACCUCGGCUGAACUUGAUGAACAGCACUUCCAUGCACAGCAGCCCAAGGAGCAGCAGAUGUUCUGGGUCGUUUCCCAGGCCUCAGCCCAUGCUGCUGCCUGAACUUGUAACUGAGCACUGAAUGCCACACUGCAGGUGCCUGUUGGCAGUGUCUGCCUGGCUCAGCCUCUCCCUCCUUGCCUGUACCAGACUCCUUCAGUGCCUGCUCAGCUCUGUGUCUUUGCUCACCCCCCUGAACGCCCGGGUGCAGUGAGGCGUUAGGGAGAAGCCAGCAUGUUGUGGCCUCCUGCUUCGGACUGUCUCUCCAAAGGGUCAGUCCCUAAAAAUGCUGUGCUCAGACAUGAUGUGUGUGUUUAGAAUAACAGCUGAGAGUCCAGGUCCUUCUUUUAAGGGAAGAUGUAACUCAUGAAGGUUGGGUCUUAAACUGGUGAGAGGACAAGUAAUGAGUGGAGUGCUGAAGGUAAAAAGGAUGAAACGGAAGCACAUCCUCAUGGAGUCAGAGACUAAGGGGAAGGCCUCAGUUGGCCGGCAGAGCCCGAGGGUGGUCCCAUACCCAGCCCGCAGCCUAUGUCCUGGAGAGCCCGCCCUUCAGAGUGCAGCAGGUACCUCAGUUGUGUCAAUGGGCUCAGCUGAUCAUCGACUGAACCUGGCGGAGAUCCUUUCACAGAACUACGGUGUACGGGAAGAAAGGGAGGACGAUGAUACUCAGGAGAAGCAGAAAUCUUUAGAAGAGCUGGAGAAGAGUUUCAGUGCCUCUCAGAGCAGUGAAAUGCCAUUUGAGGAGCUGCUUGCACUGUAUGGCUAUGAGGCAUCUGAUCCUAUCUCUGAGCAGGACAGUGAGAGCAAUGACAUCACUCCAAAUCUCCCUGAUAUGACUCUGGAUAAGGAACAAAUAGCGAAGGAUUUGCUUUCAGGGGAAGAAGAGGAGGAGACACAGUCCUCAGCUGACGAUCUGACUCCAUCCGUCACGUCCCACGAUGCGUCGGACUUAUUCCCAAACCAGCCUGGCUCAAACAACUUCCUUGCUGAUGAAGACAAAGAGCCCUGUUCAUCUCCAUGUGCUUCCUCCAUGGCUGAGGAUUCAGAGGUGGAUUCCAUCCCAUCCAACGAGUGUAAGAAGGAGAUCAUGGUUGGACCUCAGUACCAGGCCACUGUUCCCAUCCUCCGCUUAAACAGGCACAGGCAAAAAGUGCUUUUUCUGUUAGCCUAUGAGAAUGAAGAUCAGCUGCUUUGGGACCCAAACAUCCUCCCUGAGAGAGAGGUUGAAGAGUUCCUGUACCGCGCUGUGAAGCGGCAGUGGGACGAGCUGUCCGGCAGCAGCCUGCCAGAGGGAGAGGUGGUGAAGGACAACGAGCAGGCUUUGUAUGAGCUGGUGAAAUGCAACUUCAAUGCAGAAGAGGCACUACGGAGGUUACGGUUCAACGUGAAGGUUAUCAGAGAUGAGCUUUGUGCCUGGAGCGAGGAAGAAUGUAGAAAUUUUGAACAUGGCUUUAGGGUCCACGGGAAAAACUUUCACCUUAUCCAAGCAAACAAGGUCCGCACCCGGUCAGUGGGCGAGUGUGUGGAGUAUUAUUAUAUGUGGAAAAAAUCAGAGCGCUAUGACUACUUCACUCAGCAGACUCGUUUAGGAAGGAAGAAGUACGUCCUCCACCCUGGAGCCACAGAUUUCACUGACAAUGACCUGGAUGGGGUUGAAGUAGAAAACACCAGUCGUUCCCGGAGCUCCCCACCAAUUCCCUCUGCAACUGGCUGCCUGAAUGCUCACUUUGGUCAAGAUCAGAUAGCAAUAGAGAGCACAGAGCCCCUGAGCGUGGAGAGCACGGCCUGCAGCCUGGGCAGCAUCAGCGAGUCGGGGCAGGGCUACGAGUGCAGCACCCCCUCAGAGACGAAUUGCUCCUUUGACCCCACGGAGGAGACGUCCUCAGGCGCUGUCCCAGCGUCCUGCCAACGACACACUGUCCCCCACUCCGAGCCAGAGCUCUUUGCUUUGCCGCCGGCAGGACCAGGACUGUCAGAGAAGCAGGAGACUUUGCAGAGCUCUGGUGAGACGAUAACUAUGGACUUCACUCUCCCUGCAGACAUUAACGAGGGGUUGCCUUUAAUUGCUGGCCCUGUGGAUUUGGACAGAGACCCAGAGGCAGUGGUGGCCCCUGCGCAAGUGUCCUUAUCGGUCACAGAUUUUGGUCUCAUUGGCAUCGGAGAUGUAAAUAGUUUCCUGACUGCUCAUCAGGCUUGCCCGGCACCUGUGGCUCAGUCAGAGCCUCUGUCACAGUGAGAGUCUCCAGUCACAAAUUUGUCACAGACCCAGCAAGGACUUUGACCUGACUGAGUGAAAUCCUGGAACUUCCACUGUCCUGUAGGGACAGUUUGGAGCUGUUGGUCAGAAUCCGUCUUUCCAUCCUCCUUGAUCCAAGGCUACAGUGAAACCAAACACCUUUCUGCUCCAGUGUAUCCUGGCGCAAUCACGCAGAGUGAUGGCUGGCUUUCCUGGGGGGGGAGGUCCAUCACCCCCUCUUCUGUUGACCACGUAUCACCCCAGGUGACGCCAGGCUGCUCAGAGAGUCCCUGCCUCAGGACAGGGGAAGUGUCCCUUGGCCCCAGUGGGACAGUCUGAGGGCAGAAAUGCUUUGAGAACAGGGCUGUGUCUCUGUCAUGUUGAGGAUGCAGGUCAGGGGUCUGAGAGCUCGGGAGGUCUGCAGGAAGCACAGCCUGCCCAGGCCGCAGGGUAGUUCACUGCAGAGACGGGCAUGGCAAUGCCAAGGGAAGCUGAGGAGUGUCUUGGCCCUUCUCCCACAGGCAGUGUGUUGCAGUAGGAGUCACUUACUGCAGUCUUCUCCCAACAGCUAUGGAUCAUGACAGGCAGAAACACUGCUGCUUCCAGCCUCAGGCAGCUCUGUGUUCCUGGUGCCCGCUCUCCACCACCUGCAGGUGGGUCAUGGCCUGGUCCAACCCUUGGGCUGAGGCGUCAGGUCUUGGAAGGGGAUGCUGUGUGGUGCAGCAGCAUUGUGUGCACUUGAGUCCUUCUCACCUUCCUACGCAGUGCUGGCCCAGGGAGAAUUGGUAUGGGCAGAAAUAUGAGUUUCUAGAGCCACAGAGUGAUGCUGGCCCGGAGCACUGUGGUGCUGCCACUUCUGCUGCUGGUGGGGAAUGACCUGAUCCUCACCUGCUCACUGUGCAAGAGGGUAAAAUGCAAAUGAAAACUUCUGUAACUUCCCAGUUUGUUCCAACAAUUUGUCAGCAGAGGGAGGAGGUUACUUAGCUCCCAGAGUGCGAAGCCUGGGACACUGGUGCUGGCUCAGUCUCAGGCAGGGGACCACACCAACCCUGGGCAUCCCUGCCCCUCCCUCACAAAGCAGACUGUUUUCUGAGAGGAAAGUGUGUCUUUACUGCCAUGCUCAGGUAGGUGACAGGUAGCCCUGUGUGGUGACGAGGUACUGCCUGCCGUGCAGAGCCACGGGGGCCUGUCCAUGGGUGUGCUGGGGUCCAGAGCUGCUUUGCUUCCCACAUGUGUUCCAGGUCUGGUGUUUGCCACUGGCUUAAAUCCAGCGUGUUCUUAUUCCCCUUUUUCCAUGCAGAGAAUGCUCUCCCCUCACCUGCUGAGCAAGGCCCUCGUGCAGAUGGUCCCUUCCUCCAGCCGUGUUCUGCAGUUGGGAGGGGGCUUGGGUUGAGGGCUUUUGCUUGCUUUGGUAGAGGCCUUGGGGCUGUGACUGUGCACUUGGCUCUGCUGCCAGUGGAUUUGGCAGGUACCUAAACCCACAAGCCUGCAUCCUCCUUUUACCUGACCCUGGGAAGUUGUGCUCAGCCCCGCAGGUGGGGCACAGAGGCAGGAUGAAGCAGCCUCACGGGACGGCAGGAUUAGACCUUGUCUCAUCUCCUAAGCCCCAAAUCUGUUCUGUGUGCAUUACCAGGGGUUUGCUUUGGUCCCCAGCACUGCUGGGAGGUGCUGAGCCUCAGGCACAAGCAGCUGCCUUCACCUGACACCAUUUUGUCAGCCAAAUGUGGUUGGCAGAGGCCUCCCCUCCAGCUGCUCCCAGUGCCUGCUCCACAGUGGAACUGCCCAGGCUGUGAUUCCCCUUUCCUGGGGACAAGAGGAAUCUCCUUGGCUGAAGGGAGAAGAAGAGGCAGGGUGAGAGUAUGGGUAGCCCUCCCAGGGAGGGCCAGGCCUUGGCAUCUCCUCCAUCGGUUGAGAACAUUCUUAGUUUUUCUGAAACCAUUUUUUCUUUGGUUUGUUUCAAGCCCUAAUGAAAGGAGACAGGAGCUGGGGAAGGCAGAAAUCUCUUUAUGUCUUUCAGUGUUGUUUACAAAUUUGCAUGGGGUCUUUCAACACGAGUGUGGGCUUUAUCCACAUAACUUUGAGGCAGAGGGGUGGAAAAGGCUGGGACAGGGAAGGGGGAGUCACUGAGGGGGGAGGUUUGGUUUUGGUUUUUGUUGGGAUUUUCUUUUUCCUUCUUACAAAGCACAUUCACUUUGAGCCGCCCAAUGCUGGACUCUUCUCCCUUGCCCCCCAGCCCUACACUGUGAAGUGACACUGCCUUGAAGACCCCUCGCUGUUAUUUAUUUAAUUAAAAACCUAAUUUGAAAGUGA